AUGUCGAAUGGAUUUGACGCCGAAGGUGACAACAAGAAAAAGAAAAUGGCCUUAGUAGGCGUCUCUUCUCUGUUCCUCGUGGCCAUGGUCGUUGCCGUUACCGUUGGCGUUAACAACUCCUCUCACAAAGGUGAAGGUCUCGGCGACGGUCAUGGUGACGGAGCCGGAGAAAUUUCUUCAUCGACAAAAGCAAUUCAAACUAUUUGUCGGCCAACCGAUUACAAAGAAACAUGCGAGGAGAGUUUAAUGUCUGAAGGCAGUAACACAACUGACCCUAGAGAGCUUGUAAAAAUCGGCUUCAAAGUUUGCAUGGACCAACUUAACUCGGCGAUUAGAAAUUCCACCACGCUUCAAGCAUUAGCCAAAGAACCAAGAACCAACCAAGCCCUUCAGAAUUGUCGCGAGCUUCUAGAAUAUGCUAUCGACGAUAUAACCGAUUCAUUCAACCGAAUCGGCACCUUUCAAAUGGCUAAACUCGACAAAUUCGUCGAGGAUUUGUCUGUCUGGUUAAGUGGGGCCCUUACUUAUGAACAAACAUGUUUGGAUGGUUUUGAAAACACCACCGGUGAUGCCGGUGAACAAAUGAAGAAGUUUUUAAAGUCAGCUCAAGAAAUGACAAGUAACGGUCUUGCAAUUGUAACUGAAUUGAAGAACAUGUUGGGAUCGUUGCAAGGAUCCAAAAAGGGGCGUCGGUUGUUGGCCGGCGAUGAAGUGCCGUCGUGGGUUACCGACGAAAAGAGGCGGCUGAUGCAGCUGCCUACGGCGGCGAUCACACCGAAUGUGGUGGUGGCGCAGGACGGAAGUGGAAAAUACAAGACGAUUAAUGAAGCGUUGGUUGAGGUGCCGAAGAAGAGCAAUAUAACCUUUGUGAUUUACGUUAAGGCUGGAAUUUAUAAGGAAACUGUUCUUAUUCCUAAGGCUUUGACUCAUGUUACAAUGUACGGUGAUGGCCCGACCAAAACCGUCGUGUCUGGUGGUUUGAACUUCGUCGACGGCAUUCAAACCUUCAAGACAGCAACAUUCGCCGUUGUCGGAGCCAAUUUCUUCUGUCGAGACAUGGGGUUCGAGAACACCGCUGGCUCGGCGAAACAUCAAGCCGUGGCGCUUCGAGUCCAAUCUGACAGAUCAAUUUUCUUCAACUGUCAAAUGGACGGCUACCAAGAUACUCUCUACGCCCAAACUCACCGUCAGUUCUACCGUGACUGCAAAGUCAGUGGCACCAUUGACUUUGUUUUUGGGAACUCAGCCGCCGUCUUCCAAAACUGCAGUUUGGUCGUCCGUAAGCCACUGGCUAACCAACAAUGCAUUGUCACGGCUCAAGGCCGGCUCGAGAACCGCGAACCGACAGGUCUUGUUUUCCAAAACUGCCAUUUCAUGGGGGACCCGGCUUACUUGCCAUUCAAAGCCGUGAACAAAGCCUACUUGGGCCGUCCCUGGAAGCAAUUUUCACGAACCAUUAUUAUGGGUUCUGAAAUUGACGAUUUAAUUCAGCCUGAGGGAUGGCUGCCGUGGAUGGGCGAUUUUGGGCUGAACACAUUGUUCUACGCCGAGUUUCAGAACAAAGGACCGGGAGCUGACCUGACCAAUAGAGUGAAGUGGAAAGGAAUUAAAACUCUUACGCCGCAACAGGCCGCCGAUUUCACUCCUAAGAUUUUUAUCGACGGCGAUGAUUGGAUUUUGAACACGGGAGUUCCGUACUCUCCUGGAAUGAUGUGAUAAGGGAACCAAUAUGGCUGAUUCUGCCACUUCAGCAUUUAAAUCUGAUUAAAUGUAACCGUUGCAAAUCGGAUCCGACAAAUAAAUU
Messenger RNA from Cucurbita pepo subsp. pepo (vegetable marrow), 1804 nucleotides. Its product is annotated as putative pectinesterase/pectinesterase inhibitor 21. Gene Ontology annotation, biological process: cell wall modification. Lineage: Eukaryota; Viridiplantae; Streptophyta; Magnoliopsida; Cucurbitales; Cucurbitaceae. Gene Ontology annotation, molecular function: enzyme inhibitor activity; pectinesterase activity. The record is from RefSeq and is a predicted model, not a curated record.